Messenger RNA from Fusarium odoratissimum NRRL 54006, 4170 nucleotides. RefSeq lists its product as uncharacterized. The transcript is spliced from 2 exons. NCBI's taxonomy places the organism in Eukaryota, Fungi, Ascomycota, Sordariomycetes, Hypocreales, Nectriaceae. The coding region runs from base 1289 to 3031 and encodes 580 amino acids. The record is from RefSeq and is a predicted model, not a curated record. Gene Ontology annotation, biological process: carotene catabolic process. Gene Ontology annotation, molecular function: carotenoid dioxygenase activity.
AGACGAUAAAAACUGUAAAUAGAAUGGAGUCAGCCAUGAAGCAAACAUCCAAUACCUUGAGAGCCAUCUGACCAUUAUGCAUGAUUUGCUUGGUUGCUCAGACUAAAGGCUGGUAUUUAUGAGAUCCGCAUCUGAGUAACAGUGAUGCUGUCAAUUUUGUUGAUUCCAGAGAGAAUAACUCGUCAUGAAUAUAUAUUCUCAUCUCAUUCAAUAGGGCCAGUGCCAGGUCUUGAUUAUAUCGACCAGGAAGGUCUCUACAACGGCCGACGUCUGUCAUCGACAUCGAAAUCCCAUGAACAUCAAACUAUCACCCCCUGAUAGUAUGCGCUACCUCGGAAUCUAAUAGCCUACUCUAAAUCUAGCACAACAAGCAAUAAACGCCAGGAUCCAGCCAAGAGUAACACACCGGAAUCUCGAGUCGUCAAUCCCCCGCUUGCCGUACAACAAGAACUCCACGAUGCCCAGACCAACGAAGCAGGCUCUCGUCAAGCCACACUCGAUUUCGCUAACACAGAAUCGCACGUACAAGCAGUCACCACAUCCCCUUAAACGCCAACGUCCAAACUAACCAUCUUUCUCUCGUCGUCUUCAGCCUCUGAUAGGUCCCUCAAGCGACGGGCGGAACAAUACCGCACACGCGAAGGCACACAAAGUAUUGAACCACUAGUAAGGUAAGUAACUCACUGAACUCAACUCGACAACCUCAGCUCCUCGGGUGCCGACAUUUUGAAAAAUGAGUUGAUUUGGGGAUGCGGAAGUGUCGGGGCUUGGUAUUUCGUUCUCUAGUGCGGAAUCCGGUUUCAUUUUCUGAUGGUAGCGUCAUUGACUUUACACAGCCCAUGGGGGUGGUGUAUUGGGAGUACAACGGGCGGGUUUUUGUACUUAAUAAGUCUGAGAUCCAUAUUUAAAAAUUCCCUAUUAUCAUGAUGCAUUUGUAAGAAGUCGUGUUUUAUUGUUUUGAAGUUGAAUGACGACAGUGAAGCUUUAAAGUGGUAAUCUUCACUUCCAGGUUCAUCGUCGGUGCUAACACUGCGUUGCGUUGCAAACAAACAUACACAGACAAACAGGGUGCACUGUGUUGUGUUUGUAUAGAGCCAGCGCUUUGUUUCUCACUUGGCACAUGAGCUGGAUUUCAUUUCACGCUUGUUUCAUAGACAUAUCUUUAGAGCAUGCCUCUUGUUCUUGCAUCUUUGUUUCCCAGCAAACGAACCAUAUCGCCGCAAACGAAGCAAGACCCUUGAACGAGCAACUAUUUCUCACUUAGACGUUUUCGCAAAUAAACUUUAAUAUGCCGAAUAUGGCGCUCAACGGCCCGGGUGUCUAUCACCGCACCCGAGAGCACGAGCAAGAAGACGCCUCAAACAUCACCAAGAACAUCCUCGCCCAAUCAUGGAAAUCAUGGCCUAAUGAAGCCGCCUUCGAUCGUCUUGAAGAACAUCGCGGUCCUCUCCGCCUAACUGUCAGAGGUACUUUCCCCUCGUGGGCAGCUGGUUCUCUCUACCGCACAGGUCCCGGCCAAAGUCGCGUUGAAGAUACAGCCCGCGGUACACACUUCACAACACACUGGUUCGACGGCUUCGCACAAACUCAUCGCUUUGACAUCAUUCCUUCUGAAGAUGACGAGACACAAGUGUGGUACUCAUCAAGACGACAGGCUGAUGAGUGGAUUGCUGAUGUGAAGAAGAAGGGAUGGCGGUCGGGAAUGACGUUUGGACAGAAAGCUGAUCCUUGUGUUGGGAUCUUUGCGAAGGUCAUGACUGUUUUUGAACCAAAGUUGGGGAAUCAUAAUGUUGCGCUUUUGGCGAAUGUUCCUGGUGUGCCGGAGGAUGAGAAGACGGAGGUGUCGAAUGGAGUGACAGGACCUCUUGGACAUCGUGUGAACACGAGUAAUCUGUUUGUUUCUACAGACUACACUGGCAUACGUCGCAUCGACCCAUCAACUCUUCAGCCCCUGGGCGAGACCACGCAAUACGAUCUUCACCCUUCUCUCAGCGGUCCCUGUUCCUGCUCUCACGCCCAACGCGACCCCGACUCAGGAGACUUAUUCAACUUCAACCUCGCAUUCGGCCGAGUUCCAACAUAUCGAAUCUUCAGAGUCGACGCUGCUUCAGGCGAAACAGAGGUCCUCGCUACAAUCUCUGAUCUCAAUGUUCCACCGGCGUACAUGCACAGUUUCUUCCUCACAGAAAACCACGUCGUGAUAUGCAUACCAGCAUCGCACUACGCAUGGAGAGGACUGAAGACACAAUGGGAGGGAAAUAUCAUCGAUUCAAUGAAGCCAUUCGAUAAAGAGAGGAAAUGCAAGUGGCUUGUUGUUGAUCGACGACAUGGAAAGGGGCUUGUCGCUACUUUCUCGACACCCGCUGCUUUCUUCUUCCACAGCAUCAAUGCGUUUGAGGAAAAGGUUAAAGAUGAGGAUGGUGCUGAACAGACAGACCUCUUCUUUGAUAUGGCCAAGUAUGAAAACAUGGACAUCAUCAAGGGGUUCUACUACGAUGUUCUUAUGGAUCGCGACGACGCUACAAAGAAAUACUGGUUCAAGAAUGACCGGUACAAGAAUUGCGCACCAACUCUCACAAGAUACCGCUUCAGACUGCCCCCGAAACCAGCACCAGAUACAACAUUCUCCGCUAGUGCAGAAGAAGUCCUCGCCAUCCCAAGCCCGCACGCAGGCGAGCUCCCAACUAUUCACCCGCUUCGCAACGGCAAACCCUAUCGCUACGUCUACAGCGCCUCACUGCGCGGUCUAACAACCUCAGUCGACGCUCUGGUAAAGACAGACUUAGAUACCAGUGAAGCGUUCAUAUGGACGGGACCUGAAGGGCAUACCCCUGGCGAGCCGGUCUUUGUGCCAAGGCCCGGAGCGGUGGAAGAAGAUGAUGGUAUCAUCUUCAGUCUGGUUGUCGAUGGAGUUAAUGAGGCUGCAUAUAUACUGUGCUUGAAUGGCAAGACUAUGGAGGAGAUGGGUAGGGCAGAGGCUGAUUUUGCGAUUGGACAGGGAUUUCAUGGCAUUCAUUUGCCAGCUGCUUAGUCGAGGGUUGUGAAUCGAGCGAUGCAUGCAUAUAGAUAGACAUGGGUUUACCAAGAGCAAACGUUUAAUUUGAUAGACAGAAACUAUUCCCCUAAGCAAAUCAUAGUACGCUGAUGUGAUCAAGAACUGCCUUGGCCUUGAAUCGUGUUGUUCACCUCAAAUCCGUACUUACACCACCCAUACACAGCCCCCAAAUCCUCACCAACGCAAAAUUCGAUACGAAAACCCCCACAGGCACUCAAUUUCCCUCUCCCAAACCCUCGGAACCCAAUAUCUCAAUUCGAUCGAGCUACCCCGCGAAAUGCAACGGUGGCUUUACUUUUUUGGUGGAAAAUGGCCUGAUGCUGACGCGCUACGGAGGAUUUCUUUGAGCAGAACUGGACCUUGCAUGAGUUGCAGCAGGGAUAAGAAGAUCUGUUGUCUACAUUUCUUUCUUGAAUGUGCAUCUGGUGUAGUAUAACGCAGGUAAAGUGUAAAAGAUUGUUAUUAAAUUUGAAUUGGUGUAUAGAGUCGCUUUACGAGAAGAUUGUCCUCGCGCACAUGGUUGGUGGGGUGAUUGAUAAGGAGCUUUGAGGGUGAAUCACGAGAUUUGGACUAGGAUCACUUGCUACCGAUUGGACAGGGUCUCAGGAAUUGGCUUUAUGGAGAGAUCACCUGGAGACGUACAUGGAGUGAAUCAGUCGAAUCGUGGUGAGCGCUCACAGAACUUAUGAUGAUCGUCAGGCUCCAGAAAUGAGGUUGUCUAACCCAAGAAGCGAGGGACCUGGUGACCGAGGCAUGGACCCUGAAAAUUGUGUGAUUGAUAACACAAGCCGCAUCACAACGACAGCUCAUCUCCGCGGAGGCCGCUAUCCAUCACCCCAUCAGAUAACAGCUUAUCAAUCUUCACUGACUCACGAAGAAACAACGAAUUUGUUCUGAGGAAGACAUUUGACAUUUCGCGCUUGUAGCUAUUUGAUACAGUUCAUCUCAUUCUACCGACCCCGCUCCAAUUGUAGGCCCCCCUCUUCCACGCAUCCCCAAUAAGCCCAAUCACAACCAUAGUGAUUUCAGGCAGAAAAUAACAAUAAGAACCCCUGACUCCCAAAUACUGAUCCCAUGAAUGUGCGGAUAAAGAAGGGAAAGACCAGUCAGACGUG